Lycium barbarum (goji berry) is the source of this 3585-nucleotide messenger RNA. RefSeq lists its product as uncharacterized. Bases 1192 to 2313 code for a protein of 373 amino acids. The record is from RefSeq and is a predicted model, not a curated record. The transcript has 3 exons. NCBI's taxonomy places the organism in Eukaryota, Viridiplantae, Streptophyta, Magnoliopsida, Solanales, Solanaceae.
UUGAACUUUAGAUAUGAUUGUUAGAAACAUUAUUAUAUAAAAGGUCCGAUUUGUUUAGUAGCACUUUUGAAGAAAUUUGUUGUUAUGUUACUGUUAUUUUUGUGGAUUGUUAUAUAAAAGAUCUGAAUUGUUAAGUUUUUCAUUGUACCUUUAAUGUGAUAUUUAUAUAGCCAGAAAAGUGAAACUUAAUUGAUGCCUCACUAGCCCAAAAAAAAGAUACUUAAAAUGUCAUGAUAAUGCUUUAUUAUGUGGGACCUAAGUCCAAGUGGGUGGACAAUUAUUUUGUCUAUACCUUAUAGGUAUUAAUGUGGUCCACUAUCAGUGGUUUCUAAAUAAGGCGUAUGGAAGUUGGCUUUAUCUUGCCAGUGCAUAUUUGUUCUGCUAAAAUUGGAAUAAUAUUUUUUUUAAUAGUAAGUUACUCCAAAUAGCUUGAUGUGGACUUCAAUUUUUUUUUCUAAGGUAUGGAGCUUCCACGGGUAUCCCUACAUCCGGAGCCAGAAGUGUACGAUGUGUUAACACUCCAGGAGAAGCAUCGAUCACAGGCUGUGUGGGAUGGCGCCUUGAGAGGACUGACCGGAUGCCUGUUUCCACGCCGCGCAGAUACUGAAUUUUGUAAGCACGUGAAGCGUCAUCCUUUUCAUCCUCACAUCCUUGACUACUUUGGCCUGUGUGGAUUUAGGAGAGUAGUACAGGUAGGAUGUGUAUCAUAUGAUUGGGCAGUCAUCACUGCACUUAUAGAGAGAUGGCGUCCUGAGACGCACACCUUUCAUCUGUGUACGGGUGAGGCGACCAUCACAUUACAAGAUAUUGCGCUCAUGUUUGGCAUGGUUGUUGAUGGUAAUCCCUUGAAUGAUGUUAAUGCUAGAAAUAUAAGUAUUGUUGGGUGGCAACAAUUAAUCCAUGAGCUUACUGGUUGGGCAACCGGUCUGGAUUGUUUUAAUGGUGUUAGUAGGUUAGAAGUAAAUAAAUUAAUUGAAUAUAUUAGAGGCUUAGAUGACUUUACAGAUCAGACCCCAGAAAUUGAUGUGCAACAGCGGGUUAGGUUGUACUUGCUAUGGCUUUGUGGUGGCACGAUAUUUCCGGAUAAGUCCGGUGACUUACUUAAUUUAGACUAUUUGCUUGACAUGCGUGACCUUAGAGCAAUGAGUAGACGAUGAGUUUGAUAUUCGGGGUACUACGUAUCUUCCCGCUAUGAAUAUUGGGCUUCAAAGAGGUGUACUUCAACAAGAAACAAUGGUAGGAGUUGGUAGCCAGUCACAUAACUUUGGUUGGACUAUGCAGAGCUGUGAUAUUCCUGGACCGAGUAGUGCUCCAGAUACAAGUGAAUUAGGUGGCGGGAGUAUAGUUCGAUAUCGCCCUACUCAAGUGGAGUCAUUUACGGAAAGGUGUAACGAUUUUAAAGAAAACCCCGUAUUAACUCAGCUCACACAAAUUGUGAGCAAUAAUGAUGUAGCUAAUGAUCACUCCGAUGAGUCAAAUAGUGAUAUCCCAUUAGAUCACGCAGAAACAGACGAUGAUCGUUCAUCUGAUGAUGAUGGUCAUUCUUAUGAAGACAUUACUGCUCGAAGUGAUGGUAACGUUAUCUACCAUUCUAAUGCGAUUCCAUAUUUGGAUAACACAGAAGAAGGCCCGGAUGAUUUUGCCUUCAUGAGAGAUGACGGUCCAGUUCGAUCUGCACUUUGGGAUCGUAAAAAACCUGAAUUUAUCAAAUCAGGUAUGUUAUUUCAGAACAAGCAGCAAAUGAAAGGCGUAGUGAGAAAAUAUUGUCUCAAAGAAAAGAAAGAGUUCAUUUGUGAUCAGUCCAAAGGUAAAUUUUGGAGGGUUAUUAGCAAGCGUCAUAUGUUGGGAUGUGAGUGGAUGAUCCAUUUUAGAGAAAUUUCAAGUGAUAUGUGGAAGGCAGGCAAAACGGUUCUCCAACACAGUUGUCUCACGGAUGAUUACAGAAAGGAUCAUUCCAAUUUGAACAGUCACCUAAUUACUACUACGUUGAUACCAUAUAUUAUGGUCGAUCCAUACAUCAGUAUUAAGUCAGUUCAGAAAAAAUACAAGGAUUGCAUACGUUUACUCUUAGUUAUAGAAAAACAUAAAAGGGGCGUAAGAAAGCUAUUGAAAUGGUAUUUGGUGAUUUUGAAACCUCCUUCAAGACAUUGCCCUGACACAUGGCUGCCUUACAAUAUUUCAAUUUGGGGACCGUUGUUGAGUGGAAGCACCAAUCAACUACAAUGCAAGGUGAACGCAUCUUCACAUUUCUUUUCUGAGCUUAUAAACCAAGCAUUGAUGGAUUCAAAAAUUACAGGUCUGUCAUCUCAAUAGACGGCACUCAUCUGUACGGUAAGUAUGAGAUGAAACUGCUAAUUGCUGUUGGAAUUGAUGCGAACAAUAACAUUUUUUCACUUGCAUAUGCUAUUGUUGCACGCGAGAGCUUUAAGUCUUGGACGUGGUUCCUUAUGUUGUUGUGGAGACAUAUUGUUCGUGAGAGACAAGGAAUUGGACUUAUUUCUGACUGUCAUCAGGGCAUCUUGCAAUAUGUCCAAACACAUGAUUGGUUACAACCACCAUCCACACACCAUAGGUUUUGCAUUCGGCAUUUGAAAAACAACUUUAAUAAAAAGUUCCUCAACAGUGACCUUGAGAAGCUAAUGUGGUUGGCGGCUACAGAGCACUAGAAGAAGAAGUAUAAAAUGAGGAUGGAACAAAUCAAAAGAAUGUCACCUCCAGCGCAUCCGUGGUUAAAAGCUCUUCCGCAGGAGAAUGGACAUUGCAUAAGGACAACGGUCAUAGGUGGGGGGCUAUGACAACGAAUGUCUCCGAGUCUUACAACGAUUUAUUGAAGAAAGCUCGUGGAUUGCCCGUUACUGCCAUGGUCCGUUAUACGUUUAAAAAUCUUGUUGAUCGAUUUGUUGAGAGAAACACCCUUGCUGAUUUGUUGAUUGCGGAUAAAAAGUUUUGGCCGCGUGCUAUUGAAAAGAAGUUUGAUGAAUACUGGGAGAGGUCCCUAAAACAUACUGACAUGCAAUAAUACAAUGCAGCUGAAGGGGUCUUUGAGAUUCUGACAUUUGCACUAAGGUAAGGGCGGAAAUAUCCAUAAAGUCUCUGCCGAAGGGAAAAAGUGUUCGUGUGGGAAGUGGAGAAACUACCAUAUGCCAUGUUCACAUGCCAUUAAAUUUUGUGAUAUCCGCGGAAUUCAACCAAAGACCUAUGUUAGCAAGUACUAUAGUUGCAGAUUUUAUAAGCAAACGUACAGUGGAAAUUUUUCACCAUUGGGUGAUGAGACAUAUUGGCCACCUUCUCCUUUCAGUUUAAUUGCAAACACUGAAUACGAGCGAACUUCAGGAGCGCGGACUACAACUAGAAGGAGGAAUGAAAUGGAUAUAGCUCCAGCUCGCAUGGCUAGAAAGUGUAGUACGUGCAAGCAAACAGGUCAUAACAAGAAUCGCUGCCCUGACAGAAAUCAGUAGUUGUUGUUGCUUGUUGGUUUUUAUGUUUUUUCUUAAGUCGUACGAUCGUUGUUUCCUUAUGUAAUCUUCCAAGAAUAUAUAACAUGUCUUGUGCCGUUUAAUAGUUAGUAUGUAAUUUAAAUUUACU